UCCAUCCAACAAAUAUAUUAAUGCUGAUCAUUGCUACAAACUAAAUAGUUUUGGCAAUCAAAACUUUACAUGGAAACACGCCGGAAUUCCACAACUAAUGUGGUUGGUUUCACUCUCCUUCCAUCUGAGCUCAUCCAUUACAUAAUUCUCCGGUUAGCCUUACCCGAUAUCUUUCACUUAAAAUCCGUAAACAAAUACACAACAUCCAUUAUUAGCGACCAAGACUUUUCCCGUCAAUAUAACAUACAUUCAAGUUCAUCCACUUGGUUGUUUGUAUACAAGAAAAGGUGGCACCGUGAUCCUGUGGUGGUUCACGGCUAUACUCGAUCAUCCGAACGGUGGUUCAAGGUGAUGGUUGGAGAUAUAUUGAAACCGGUUAUUCCACCCGGUGAGGAUCUUUAUUUUUUGACCGCUUGUGGUAACUUUUUUUUAUUUGCUUUGAAUUGUAGUAGGGAAGUUAUCUCUGUCAAUCAUGUGACAAAAAAUGUCAAAAGAAUUCCUCAUAGCCCAUUAGGCCCACGAGGAACGUCUUCAUGGAGACGGUCCGGUAUUAAGUUACUAGUGGGCUCAAAUGGGCCAAGCCAGUUUAGGUUUUUGUUUGCUGAAAUAGUUGAUGGUAAUCCAACUUUGUUCGAGUAUGAUUCUUGGACAAACAAGUGGAAGUCAACGAUGGCGAAGGAAAACAAUAUGGAUUCGUCGUGUGUUGAUAAUAAAAAGGAUGAAAGUUGUAUAUUUUUAAGUGCGUCAAAUGGGCCAAGGAGAAGUAUUGUCAUUUCGGUUGGGAAUGACACGAAUGGACCCGUGGUUCUACGGCCCGUAUUCUCCGGAGAUUUGGAGGAUGGGGAAUUAGCCGUUGGGUUCAGUUGGGGAAGUGUGAUCAAUAGGUUACACAUAUAUGGUGAUGGGCGGAUGUUGAUAGUGAGAUCCGGACCCGAUAGCUUGGAUGAUGUGAACCGAGGAAUUCGGGUUGUAAAAGGGGUAGAGCUGUGGGGGUUGAGCCCAAAUGGAAGGCAGUGGGCCUUUGUUUCAAAUAUCCCAAAUGGGCUUAUUGAGGACAUUAAGAAGCCAUAUGGGGUAAUGAUGGGAUGUUUAGAAGAAAGAGAAGGGACAAUAAGGGCUAUUCUAAUGUCAAAUUUUGAUGGUAUUUGGGAUAUAAUUUGGCUUAGCUUUGAUGUGGAAAAGAAAGAAUGGGCUUGGGUACCCCUUCCUGAAUUUAAGAUGGAAGGCUCAAACAUGGCUGGGGUCACCUUCUCGUCUGGGCUUACCAUCUCUUAGAUCUAACCAUUGGUUGGUCUAACUUUUGUGUAAUUGUAAAAAUCACUUUUUUUUAUAUAUAUGUAAAAUAAUGUGAGUGUUGACCCUAAAAACUGUUUUAAAAAAAAACUUGAGGGAUUUUUAAACACUUUGAAAGUAGCUUCUUGUAUACAAGGCCUUAGCCCAUAGAUACUUACAUCCCUAUGUAUGUUUUAGCCAUCGACUUCAAUAUCAAUAUAUUAUCACAAA
Messenger RNA from Erigeron canadensis, 1503 nucleotides. RefSeq lists its product as uncharacterized. NCBI's taxonomy places the organism in Eukaryota, Viridiplantae, Streptophyta, Magnoliopsida, Asterales, Asteraceae. Gene Ontology annotation, molecular function: protein binding. The transcript has a single exon. The coding region runs from base 70 to 1275 and encodes 401 amino acids. The record is from RefSeq and is a predicted model, not a curated record.